AUGGUCAGCAAGAAAGAACGCAACUGGAUAGUGAAUGAGUGCCGGUGUAUGCAAGCUAGGGCUCACACACAUAUCUACAAACGGAGUAAACCAAAGCAUUUUAGCAACUUUUCAGAAAACACAAGCACGUUUUCAAGCCCAAAUCGCCAACUCCGGCACAGCUAUGCCAAGCUUUUGUGUCGCAAGACAAAAGCUCAGCUGUCAGGAAACCGAGGAGCCAUCGGAAAAGGAGGAAAUGCCGCGGCGGGGCCUGGGCGGCUCUCGGAAAACCCGUCCUCCAUCCCGUCCGGGCCUCUGCCCAGCCCGCACAUGCAGGCUCCACCCCGAGAGGAGCCGGCAGGUGACAGCGGGGCCCGCUCCGAGGGUCCACCCGGCCGGCCCCGAGGGUCCACCCCGGCCCCUGGCCCGCCCCGAGGGUCCACCCCGGCCCCGGGCCCGCCCCGAGGGUCCACCCCGGCUGCCCAGCAGCCCACCCCGGCCUCGAGCCCCACCCCGGCCCCGAGCCCACCCACCCCGAGGGUCCACCCGGCCCACCCCGAGGGUCCACCCGGCCCCCCGGCCCCCCGGCAGCCCACCCCGGCCUCGAGCCCCACCCCGGCCCCGCUCUGGAGGUCCAGCCCGGCCCACCCCGGCCCCGGGCGGCCCCACCGGGCCUCGAGCCCCACCCCGGCGCCGCCAGGCCGGGCUGCACAGGCCCUGGAAGGCCCGGCCAGCCCUCACCUCCGCCUCAUGGUAUCCCGGCGCAGAGCGACGCGCGCCCGGUCGCCGACGGUGUCGCUCGGAGUCCCUCGGCGUCCUGGCCGGGCCUCACUCACAGCCAUUCAAACGCCGCCGUGCGCGCGGCCCGCCGGGAUAGCUCCCCUUGGGGCGUCGCGCAGGUCCGCCCACGCUGGCUCCGCCCCUCUCGCGGGUCACGGAGCACAGGCGUGA
Molecule: messenger RNA, 930 nt
Organism: Ochotona curzoniae (black-lipped pika)
Lineage: Eukaryota; Metazoa; Chordata; Mammalia; Lagomorpha; Ochotonidae
Product: basic proline-rich protein-like
Exons: 2
Coding region: 1-930 (309 amino acids)
Source: RefSeq, a predicted model, not a curated record